AUGCCCGGCGAGAUUCGUGCGCUCUCUACCACCACCGACGUCAACCGCGUCGAGGCUCCAGUCACCUGGAAAGCCUAUCUCAUCUGUGCCUUCGCGUCCUUUGGCGGGAUCUUCUUCGGUUACGACUCGGGAUAUAUCAACGGCGUCAAUGGCGUCAAAGAAUUCAUCCACAUCGUCCAAGGUCCCGACGCUACGGCUCUCUCGUCUCCUCACCAGUCGCUGAUCGUCUCCAUCCUCUCUUGCGGUACCUUCUUUGGCGCUAUCAUCGCCGGUGAUGUCGCCGAUAUCAUUGGUCGCAAAUGGACUGUCAUCGUGGGCUGCGUCAUCUACAUCGUUGGUGUCAUCAUUCAGAUGAUUACCGGGCCCGGCCACGGCCUCGGUGUCAUUGUCGCAGGUCGUCUCAUUGCCGGUUUUGGUGUUGGCUUCGAAAGUGCCACCGUAAUUCUGUACAUGAGCGAAAUUUGCCCAAGGAAGGUUCGCGGUGCUCUCGUGGCCGGAUACCAAUUCUGCAUCACGAUUGGUCUGCUUCUGGCCUCUUGUGUCGAUUAUGCCACGGAAAACCGCGGAGACACUGGCUCCUAUCGAAUCCCCAUUGCGAUUCAGUUUGCCUGGGGUCUCAUUCUCGGCGGUGGCCUGCUCUUCCUCCCUGAUUCGCCGCGAUACUUUGUCAAGAGAGGCCGGAUCGAAAAGGCUAUGCAAUCACUCUCGCGCCUCCGCGGUCAACCCACCGAUUCCGAGUAUAUCCAAGUCGAGAUUGCUGAGAUCAUUGCGAACGACGAGUAUGAGCGUGAGAUAAUUCCAUCCACCGGCUGGCUCUCCAGCUGGCACAACUGCUUUAAAGGCGGGCUGCGCAACCAGAAGUCCAAUCUCCGUCGUACCAUUCUCGGCACAUCGUUGCAGAUGAUGCAGCAAUGGACUGGUGUCAACUUCAUCUUCUACUACUCGACCCCGUUCCUCCAAUCGACCGGCGCCAUCAACAACACCUUCUUGAUUUCCCUGAUCUUCACACUUGUCAAUGUCUGCUCCACCCCAAUCUCGUUUUACACCGUGGAGAAAUUCGGUCGCCGCCCUCUGCUCGUCUACGGAGCGCUCGGCAUGCUCAUCUGCCAGUUCCUCGUGGCCAUCAUCGGGGUCACGGUCGGUUUCAACCACACUCAUAUCAACGCCAAUGGCGACAGCAUUGCCAACAACAUCUCGGCCGUCAAUGCGCAGAUUGCAUUCAUUGCCAUCUUCAUCUUCUUCUUUGCCUCGACCUGGGGUCCCGGCGCCUGGAUUUUAAUUGGGGAAAUCUUCCCUCUUCCGAUCCGUUCCCGCGGAGUGGGUCUCUCGACUGCCUCGAACUGGCUCUGGAAUACGAUUAUCGCCGUCAUUACCCCCUACAUGGUCAACCCGGACAGAGGAAACCUGCGAUCAUCGGUCUUCUUCAUCUGGGGCGGUCUGUGUACCUGCGCCUUCGUCUACUCGUGGCUCCUGGUGCCCGAGACCAAGGGUUUGACAUUGGAACAAGUUGACAAGAUGAUGGAAGAGUCAACCCCGCGUACCUCGAGCAAGUGGAAGCCUACCAAGACUUUCGCUGAGCAGAUGGGCAAUGAGGGCGGUAUCCUCAACAAGGAGAUCGUCGCUGACGUCGAGAGGAAGGGAUCCGUCUUUUAG
This is a messenger RNA of Cladophialophora psammophila CBS 110553, 1653 nucleotides long. RefSeq lists its product as uncharacterized. Gene Ontology annotation, cellular component: membrane. Gene Ontology annotation, biological process: transmembrane transport; carbohydrate transport. The record is from RefSeq and is a predicted model, not a curated record. Gene Ontology annotation, molecular function: carbohydrate:proton symporter activity. The transcript is spliced from 4 exons. NCBI's taxonomy places the organism in Eukaryota, Fungi, Ascomycota, Eurotiomycetes, Chaetothyriales, Herpotrichiellaceae. Bases 1 to 1653 code for a protein of 550 amino acids.